GCAGGGUUGGGUUGUGGGUUUGACCCAGGGAGUAAGGAUUACUACCACAGAGGGUUGAAGACGGAAGGAGCUGACGUUCCAGCAGAGUCAUCUGGGUCGUUCAGAGCAACGAUCCUGCCCGCGUUAUCAGAUACUUCACACCCUCUUCAGCCUGAAGAGCAGCUUGAGGAGCAGCAGAUAGCAAACUUUAUCUGCACACAACUGCAACUGCUGCACAAUAUUCCUCUUUGGGGUUCUGGCUGAAGUGAAAUGUUUCUUUUUUCCCCCAAAGUAUUUAGAAAAUCCUUCAAAACUCAAAUAUGUCAGCUUUUUUUAGCAACUUCUGUUGCUGCUGUCAGGUUUUUACAGUAUAAAUUUAGCUCUUUAGGUGACAUACUGUAAUUAAUGGUGAAUAACAUUGAAUAUUGAUAAUUAACGAUCUACUGAGGUUCUCCUGUAUCCGACACAUUAAGAGGUAAUCCCCAGCAGCUGCAGCUUCAGGGCAGCCCAGUUAGUAAUAUGGUAAAUAUGCACCAUGACGCACAGAGGGAGGUUGAUAGCACGACGCUGUGGAGCCCCCACCCUGCCCUGGCUGCUGUCUGAUAACACAGAGACAGAGGAGCAACAAGGCCGGACCGCCACGUCUCCUCAUCCUCCAACAGCAGAAUCUGCUGCCUUCGCCUGUUUCUUUUUUCAUUUCAGCGUUUCAGUCGACACAGCGGUAAAAUGGUUGAUUAAGGCGCGACGCGUCCGUCCGUUGGGAGUGUUGUCGGAUUGUUGUCUGCAGUGAAUAUUUGCCUGCUUCACCAUGCUGUCCAAGAAGGAGAAAAAGCUGAUUAAAGAUAUUUGGGAAAGACUGACUCCGGUGGCUGAAGACAUCGGCUCUGAGGCACUUCUUAGGAUGUUUACUUCUUAUCCCGGCACAAAGACAUACUUUUCCCAUCUAGACAUCAGUCCAGGCUCCGCCCACCUGAACUCUCACGGGAAGAAGAUUGUCCUGGCCAUCGCUGGGGGGGCCAAAGACAUCAGCCAGCUGACCGUCACCCUGGCUCCCCUGCAGACGCUGCACGCCUACCAGCUGCGCAUAGAUCCCACCAACUUUAAGCUGCUUUCACACUGUAUGCUUGUCACGCUGGCCUGUUACCUGGGCGAAGAGUUCACUCCGGUUGCACACGCAGCAAUGGACAAGUACUUGUCAGCCUUUGCAGCCGUGCUCUCUGAGAAAUACAGAUGAGAUUCAACGUCAAGUUUAGCUAAUAUUUAUGAGAUGUAAAAUGAUGUAUUAGUGUUAUUGUUUUCAUGGGGUUUUGUUAUAAUAAAGAACAUG
Fundulus heteroclitus (mummichog) is the source of this 1306-nucleotide messenger RNA. It is a transcript of the gene hbae4, whose product is annotated as Hb-alpha_like domain-containing protein. NCBI's taxonomy places the organism in Eukaryota, Metazoa, Chordata, Actinopteri, Cyprinodontiformes, Fundulidae. The coding region runs from base 788 to 1213 and encodes 141 amino acids. Gene Ontology annotation, biological process: hydrogen peroxide catabolic process; oxygen transport. Gene Ontology annotation, molecular function: heme binding; peroxidase activity; organic acid binding. The transcript is spliced from 3 exons. Gene Ontology annotation, cellular component: blood microparticle; haptoglobin-hemoglobin complex; hemoglobin complex. The record is from RefSeq and is a predicted model, not a curated record.